AUGUCUCGCCAGUCCUGCGCUCUUGGCAAGGGGUUCAGCUCCAGCUCUGUGUGCUUCGGGGGCAAGAACAAGGUCACGUUUGGCUCCAUGCCCCGUGGAGGAUGCCGGGGAACUGCUGGUGGCUUCAGCAGCAGGAGCCUCUAUUCCCUGGGGGGCAGUAAAAGCACCUCCCUGGGAGGAUUUGGGGGUGCUGGUGCUGCCUGCAGAGGCUUUGGUGGCCAAGGAGGCUUCGGCUUCGGGGCCGGAGCAGGAUUUGGGGGUGGCUAUGGUGUAGGGUGCUUUGGUGGAGGCCCUGGCAGUGGCUUUGGUGGCUUUGGUGGAGGAUUUGACGGUGGGAUGGGGGGCCAGGGCUUCCCGCCGUGCCCCCCGGGUGGCAUCAGGGAGGUGACCAUCAACCAGAGCCUGCUGGCCCCCCUCAAUCUGGAGAUUGACCCUGAGAUCCAGAAGGUUCGGACACAGGAACGGGAGGAGAUCAAGAAACUCAACGACAAAUUCGCCUCCUUCAUCGACAAGGUCCGGUUUCUGGAGCAGCAGAACCGAGUCCUGGAGACCAAGUGGAAGCUGCUGCAGGAACAGGGCGGCACAGGAACGGGGGGCAGGAACCUGGACCCUUUCUUUGAGACCUACAUCAGUGGGCUGAGGAAGCAGCUGGAUUGUCUCUCCAGUGAGAAGCACCAGCUGGACACAGAGCUGAAGAGCUUCCAGGACAUGGUGGAGGACUUCAAGACAAAGUACGAGGAGGAGAUAAACAAAAGGACGGCAGCUGAGAAUGAAUUUGUGCUCCUGAAGAAGGAUGUGGAUGGAGUCUACAUGGCCAAGGUGGAACUCCAGGGAAAACUGGAUUCUCUGCUGGAUGAGAUCAACUUCCUCAAGUGUCUUUAUGAGGCCGAGCUGGCCCAGAUGCAGAAGACGGUGUCCGACACCUCGGUGGUGCUGUCCAUGGACAACAACCGUAACCUGGACCUGGACAGCAUCAUUGCCGAGGUGAAGGCGCAGUACGAGGAGAUCGCCAACCGCAGCCGGCUUGAGGCCGAGUCCUGGUACCGGUGCAAGUAUGAGGAGCUGCAGGCAACCGCAGGCAAGCAUGGAGACAGCCUCAAGGACACCAAGACCGAGAUCUCAGAGCUCAACCGCAUGAUCCAGAGGAUCCGGGCUGAGAUCGACAGUGUGAAGAAGCAGUGUGAGACCAUUCAGACGUCGAUUGCGGAUGCAGAGCAGCGCGGGGAGGUGGCUCUCAAGGAUGCCAGGGAUAAACUGGCCGAGCUGGAGACAGCCCUGCAGAAAGCCAAGGCUGACAUGGCCCGGCAGCUCCGGGAGUACCAGGAGCUCAUGAACGUCAAACUGGCCCUGGAUGUGGAGAUUGCAACCUACAGGAAGCUGCUGGAAGGCGAGGAGUGCAGGAUGUCUGGAGAGUGCCAGAGCUCUGUCAGCAUCUCUGUGGUGGGCGGCAGCAGCUCUGUGGGAGGUUCAUAUGGCAGCGGACUGUGCCUUGGAGGAGGAGGAAUUGGCUUUGGAAGCGGGAAAGGCAGCUGCAACACGGGCGGUGCUGGUUUAUGCUUCAGCCUGGGAGGGGGUGGAUUUGGUGCUGGGGGUGGAUUUGGCUCCCUGGGUGGGGGAUCUAACUCAGUGGUGGUGGGGGGAUCUGGCACCAUCCUGAAGAACAGUGGCCCCACCAGGAGGGCAUAG
Messenger RNA from Agelaius phoeniceus (red-winged blackbird), 1686 nucleotides. RefSeq names its product keratin, type II cytoskeletal 4-like. Gene Ontology annotation, biological process: intermediate filament organization; keratinization. The record is from RefSeq and is a predicted model, not a curated record. Lineage: Eukaryota; Metazoa; Chordata; Aves; Passeriformes; Icteridae. Gene Ontology annotation, molecular function: structural constituent of skin epidermis. Gene Ontology annotation, cellular component: keratin filament.